AUGGGGGAGGAAAUGGAGGGGGACCGCGUCGUCGGUCAGGAGACGGAGGCGGAUGAGACAGCACCCUCAACUGUUACUAGUGACGCAUUGUCGUCAACCCCUGCAUCAUCCGCUUCCGAUACGACAACAGACGACCGAGGCCCCGAGUUCGUCGUCCCAUCGAACUCCUUACGACCCACCGCAACAACCAGUGCGAGGACUCAUAACCCCCGCAUGAUAGUGCCCGUUCGACCUCCUCAAAGGGCUGGCUCGGCCUGCGCACCGCCCAGGGAAGAUCCCAACGCUGUCCUCGCCAUCCGACUCGAGUCCAUAAUGGCCUCCGCUGAAAAGGUGGCCGAGCUACAGGCCAAAGCCUGGCCUCAAAUCAACGAGGCCAUCAAAGAAGCCAGACUUAUAAUGGACGCCUCACUCGAGUCAAAGCGACUCGAGAUCCAAAAACUUACGGUAGGAUCAAAACAUAAAGACGCCCGUACUAAUACCAGCGUGAUAACCUCCUCGCCCUUAUCAAGUGGUGGAAACCAUCCGUUUUCCAUCGAAAGAAUUUUAGACCCUGAUAUCGAUGCAACAUCUAAUAAUAAUAACACUAGAGCUCCUGAAUUAACUGAUCGAGACAUUGUAACUAACCCUGAUGCAACGUAUCCAGAGAUCAACCGAAACAACCUUACUACCGAUAUUAGUAACCAAAUAAACCAGACCUUUGGUGCAUUAGCCAAAACAAUAGAGAGUACUAACUCCACAUCCAAAGCAUCUUUUAAAAGGGAUUAUACCCUUACGUCCAAGGCUAAUAUAAAUGUAUGGUUGGAUCGAUUGAACUCUGAACUAUCGGCAAAAGAAUUAUUAGAUGUCAUAGAUUCAAACACUAGACCCAAAAGAAUCUUCGAUGUUGACGAAGUUGAUAAAAGAAAUAGAUUAGUUAGAGACAUUAUAAUAAAUCAUCUAGAUGAAAACUAUCACAAAAUAAUUCUUAACAUAAAUGACCCUAAAGAAAUAUUAACGAAAAUCAGAGAACACAGAAGAAUAGAGGCAAACACAGACGAUGCUAAAGUGAGAGAGGAGCUGUACAGUAUUAAAAUAAAUAAACAGGAUAAAGUUUCAGUAUUCAUAGAUAAAUUUGAUUCAAUUAUUAGAGAAUAUGAACUAUGCGAUAUAGCCAUUCCUCUCACUGACGCAGAGAAAACGUCUGCCUUUAUGAAAGCUGUGAAAGAUACAUAUCCACGGAUCAGAGAAAUGGAUAUAAUUACGAAACAGACCAAAGGUAGAGGAAUGAACUUUGAAGAAAUGAAAAAUUUCAUCCGACAGCUCGAAGCCGAUCUGCGAAGUUCCGGCGUUGCGAAGGGAGCCUCCGCUAACGUGGCUAGACCGGGUGCUGCAGCCACGGCCGGUGCUGGUCCCAGCGGUGGGGGCAAGUGUUUUAGAUGUGAUCGAUUCAAUGUCGAUCACGUCUCUGACUCUUGCCCGCUGAUCCAGUACGGGCUGUGGUUCUGCUAUAUAUGCAGAGACUUUGCCCAUCACACGGGCAGAACCUGUCCACGUGGAGACGGGUCGCACCGUGGUGGAGAGUAUGUUGCAAAUAAUAAUAAUAACAAUAGAGAGUCAAAAGAAUCAAAAGGAAGAGUUAAUUACAGAGGUAACAGGGGAAAAUAUAAUAAUAACAAUAGAGAGUCAAAAGAAUCAAAAGGAAGAGUUAAUUACAGAGGUAACAGGGGAAAAUAUAAUAGAGGUAACGGCAAUAGUAAAAGAGGCAAAGGUUAUUACGAUAAUAAUAGAGAUAACAAAAAUCGUAACCCUAGAGGUCGCAAUAACGGUAGAGUAGGCAAACGUGGCGCAAGCAGAACCUACUACCCAUGUGGAGACAAAAAUAAACAGAAACUGGCGAACGCUGUAGUAGCACUUACUGAAGGUAAGAAUAACAUUGAUACAAUAAACAAUAAAAUAACCUUCCUAUUAGAUUCCGGAGCCACAGAACAUAUUAAAAAUAAAGCUUUCAUCUUGCGAAACUUUAAGAAAAGUUCAGGAACUUAUAUUAAAAGUGCGAACAAAAACAAAUCGGCUGAUAUCGAGAUAGACGGAAAAGGAGAUUUAUAUCUAAAGAGUUUAAAUAAUGAAGGUCAUACCAUUAGACUAUCCAAUGUUAUAGCAGCCCCUGAUAUAUCCGAAAAUCUAAUAUCCCUUAGGAAAUUUGUCGAUGCUGGAUUUAGUAUAUAUCUAGAUGACAAAAAUUUAAAAAUAUUCGAUAAAAAUGACGGAUCUACUUUUCUAACCGGGUACUAUAAGAAACCAAACUGGCUUAUACAAUUAGAAGUAAAGAAUAAAAUAGAGAACUCGGAUAGACAAACAUACAAUAAAUAUUAUUGUAGAGCACGAUUAAUAACGCUAGAAAAUAUUUCAAAAGAUCCACAAAAUGUAGAAACAGAAAACAAUAAAGACAUAGAUUCAGAAGUUGGGAGGGAGUUAGUUACAAAUGAAUCUAUACCUAAACUUAGCCAAUACAGAGACUUCGAAAAUUAUUCACUAGAUGACCUUAAAAACGAAAAACCAAUGGAUGAUCUAUUCACUUCUUUCGAACUCGAGAAAAGAUAUUCAGAGGAGUUAGAUGAAGGGAUGUUGUGGCAUAACUGUGAAGUUUGCACAAUGUCCAAAAUGAGUAAACAACCUUUUAAAGAAAUAAGAACUAGAGCCGAUCAUCCACUUCAACUAACUCACACCGAUAUAAUAGGUCCAUUUAAAACAAUUACUUAUCCUGGUCGAAAGAAAUAUAUAAUAGCUUUCAUAGACGACUUUUCGAAAUUUGCCAAAACGUAUGCAAUAUCAAACAAAUCUGAAGCAGGAGAAUGCUUAGAAAACUAUUUAAAUUCCAUGAGGAAUCUGACAGAAUUCAAAACUCCUUUGAAUACGAUAUCCCCUAAUAAGAAAAAUCAUUUAGAAAAGAUCAGGCGUUUUGGAUGUAUAGCUUAUGCAAAGAAACCAUUAUCUGAAAACAAAUUAUCCGAAAAUGCUAUAAAAGGAAUUUUAGUAGGACAAACCAAAAUUACUAGAGAAUGUAAUAAGGAUUCAAACUCUAUUCCAAAUGACAAUGAUAAAGAAACACCAGAGGAGACCAUGGAUAUAUUCAAUACCGGUAACUCGGAAAGCAUAGAACAAUUAAACGACACAGAAUCCAUAGGAAAACAAUUAGAGACAAAUAAAACCAACAAGAGAAAAAGAAUAAUUGAUCACAUAUCAGAAAAACAUAAUAGAGUGCAGCCUAAACGAAGCAGCAAGAUAAAACGAGACUACAAAGCCAUGUCAGAAGGAAAGGCUAAUUUAGUAGAUAACAGUUUUGCCUUUAUAACUCAAUAUAAUGAAACCGAAGUAUUGGGAGAAGAUGAAAAAUGUUAUUGUUUGAUGGCUACGCUAAACUCUGACCCAACCAAUUAUAAAGAAGCUAUGGAGACUAAAGAUAAAAUGAACUGGUCUAAAGCAAUAAACGAUGAAUUAGAGUCCAUGCGUGAAAAUAAUGUAUGGAAUAUAGUAGAGAGAUCUUCGAUGAAUCAGAAAGGCAAUAAAGCCAACAUAAUAGGCAGUAGAUGGGUACUUAAAAGAAAAAUUGAUUCAGAAGGAAAAACAACAUUUAAAGCUAGGCUAGUAGUUAGAGGAUUUAAAGAUACCAAUGAAUACGAACUAAGAGAAACGUAUGCACCUGUAUCUAGGCUGUCUAUAAUCAGAGCUGCAUUCGCUAUAAUCAUUAAAUUAGAUCUUGAAGUAUGUCAACUGGAUGUGAAAACUGCAUUCUUAAACGGCGAACUAGAGGAAGAAAUAUACAUGGAAAUACCAGAUGGAUUAAUGUUAGAUAAACACACGAAAGAAAAUAGAGUUUGUAAAUUACAUAAAGCUAUAUACAGUUUGAAAAUAAGUCCUAAGAAAUGGAAUCAAAGGUUUUCAACUGAGGUAGAAAAAUUAGGUUUACAGAGAGAUAUAAAUGAACCCUGUUUAUUUACAUACAGAAAGAAUGGCGUAAUGAUAUUGCUUAUUUUAUAUGUAGAUGAUAUACUUUUAGCAGGGAAUAAUUCUAAUAAGAUUAAUGAAGUUAAGAGACACUUAAGCUCUGUAUUUAAAAUGAAAGAAUUAGGAGAACCCAAAGAAUACUUAAGUAUUCAAAUCACUAGAGACAGAGAAGCUAAACAAAUAAUGUUAAGUCAAAGCAAAUAUACGAAAAAGGUAUUAGAGAGAUUCAAUAUGAAUGAAAGCAAACCACAAAACACGCCGAUGAUAACUAGACAAGUCAAAGCUAGAAACAAUAAAAAUAUGGAGAAAGCGAAACAACCGGGAAAACCAGAAUUUCCUUAUAGGGAAGCAAUAGGUAGCUUAAUGUAUCUUGCGAAUGUCAUAAGACCUGACAUUGCACUUGCUGUAAAUUUACUAGCUAGAAAACAAUCAAAUCCCACCAUAGAGGAUUGGAUUGAUGUAAAGAGGAUCAUGCGAUAUCUUAGAGGAAGUUCUGAUCUAGGACUAAUAUAUAGAGGAGUCACUGAAAACUUAGAAGUAUUUACAGAUACAAGUUUUAGAGACAAUGCUGAUUCAUCUUCAACAAGUGGAAUGGUUGCACGACUAUUCGGAGACUCCGUUAUGUGGAGAAGCCACAAACAAAGUGUAAUCAAUCUCUCGACCUGUCAUGCUGAAUAUUACGCAAUGAGCGAAGCAUGUCAAGAAAUGAUCUCAUUAGAUAAAGCUCUUAGAGACAUUUAA
Messenger RNA from Phymastichus coffea, 4725 nucleotides. RefSeq lists its product as uncharacterized. The record is from RefSeq and is a predicted model, not a curated record. Gene Ontology annotation, molecular function: nucleic acid binding. The coding region runs from base 1 to 4725 and encodes 1574 amino acids. NCBI's taxonomy places the organism in Eukaryota, Metazoa, Arthropoda, Insecta, Hymenoptera, Eulophidae. The transcript has 6 exons.